This is a messenger RNA of Aphanomyces astaci, 1238 nucleotides long. RefSeq lists its product as hypothetical. Gene Ontology annotation, biological process: DNA integration. Gene Ontology annotation, molecular function: nucleic acid binding. Lineage: Eukaryota; Oomycota; Saprolegniomycetes; Saprolegniales; Verrucalvaceae. The record is from RefSeq and is a predicted model, not a curated record. Bases 200 to 1117 code for a protein of 305 amino acids. The transcript has 4 exons.
CCGUUCUCAACGUCACUUGGCUCAAUUCGAGUCAACCCUAGAAUAUCCUUAUGCGCUCGUAUUGGUGACCGCGCAUGUACAAAUCUGUCGUGCGUUACGUCGCUCACUGCGACGCUUGUCAACACACCAAAAUCACGGUUUCCCCUGGGCGCCUCUUUACCCGCUGCCAAUUCCCGACGAACUUUGGUUGUUGGUCAGCAUGGAUUUUAUGUUCGGCUUGCCGCGCGACGUCAGCGGCAACGCCGGGAUCAUGGUUUGCGUCGAGCGCGCGUCGAAAUACGUCGUUGCGAUUCCCGUCAAGAACACGCUAAGCGGUAUGGACGCCGUUCGCCUCUUCUUCAAACAUGUCUUCUGCCACUUCGGCCUGCCACGGUCUAUCGACUCGAACAAUGACCCCCGGUUCACCGCCAAAUUUUGGUCGACCCACUUUGACCUGUGCGACACCUCGUUAGACAUGUCGAUAUCCGACCAACACGGCUCCGACGGUCAAACGGAGCGCGCGAAUAAUGUCUUCGCAGCUACUCCAUCUCUACCAGCGUCCACUCGCUUUUCGCCCCAUUACGCGAUCCAUAUCAAGCAUCCGCGUCUCUCCCCGAUGCUGGACGGCUUUGUUUCAAAUGGGGAGACAUUAACGAGCCAUCUAACACCUAUGCAAUACAUUCAUGACAGCGUGGCUGCGGCACAGCAGCGUCAAACGACCCAGGCGAAUAAAAUCGCGGCCGCUCCUACUUCGCUACCGUCGCUGUCCCCAAUGAAGUCCUCCUUUUCACCGAUCCGUUCGUCACAGAAGAAGAUUGCUCUGGAAGUUAGCGAGUCGGAACCGGACGAAAGCGACGGGAGUGAGGACCUUACGGACGUGACGCUGCACCUUCUGUUGGCUGAGGAGACAGAAGACGCGAUUCCGUCGACCUACGUGGUGGCCAGUGUUCGAGCGGUACCGGACGCCUUGCGUCUGAACUUCGUGGAGGAGUUUGGUCGAAACCAAAUGGCCGCAUUCAAAGCGUUUGUGAUGCGGGCGUAUACAGAACUGAUGCGCCUGCCGGAAAACAAGGAAACGCACUUGACGGAAUGGGCCAUACGUUUUGAGGAGACGAUGAAGCACCAUGAGGAGCAUUGACAAGAAGCGCACGGUGGCAUUAUCUCGUAUGGAAUCGGCGUUCAAGGCGAACAUACACUUAUUCGAAAGGGUUUAGGGGCUCUUCCAAGUAACUUUCAAAAACGAACGGAGCCAAUCAGAA